CAACGCAUAGUUUAGCCUCAACUUUCGGCAAGCACGCAUCUAAAUUUUAAGUGUAGCAGAAAUAAAAAUCAAAAAACAAAAAAAAAAGCAAUGAACCGCUCCAUUGGACCCGGACCAGCCAGCUACAGCUUACCAACGUCGAUAGGGAGCAAUAAUGGUGACCCGCGAAAGGUACGUAACCCGGUCUACACGAUACGACCACGUACGGCUUUCAAACACGAAACGCUGGGCCCUGGACCUGCUGACUACGAGGUUUCGAAACUAACGCGAACCGGACGUCCUCAUCAACCGAUGUACUCGAUGCGUAGUAGGUGGCAACCAUCGAAACAAGAUUCAGUGCCUGAUCCCCAGGCAUAUCAUCCUUCUGUGAACAAAGAACGAACUCCAGCAUACAGUUUCGGGCUGCGGCUAGAAACACUUAACAAAAAUCAAGUUCCCGGUCCAAACGAAUAUCAAGCGGACAUGCGCGUGAUUCGACCAAGAGCUCCGUGCUACUCGAUGCGACCUUUGACCAAAGGAACGACCACAUCCUACGGCCCUGGACCUGCUGGUUAUGCUCUACCAAAUCGCGAUCUAACCCACAAGCGAUCCCCAAAUUAUACGAUUCGAAACGCUUUCGCCACCGUUGGUGAUCGAACUCCUUGUCCGGGACCAGCUCAUUAUGGACUGAUGGGCCGGUUGGUGGGCAAAUCAGCUCCCUGCUACAGUUUCGGGAUACGGCACGCGGACUGGACGAGUCCGAUGAUUGUGCCGGGGGAUAGUUGCUGAAAUGUGUCCAUGGUAGCUAAACCAGAAAUCCUAAACGCUGAGAGUCAGCUAAAGAGCUAGGGAAAGCAAUUAGCAGGAUGGCAUGAUGAGACAUUUCGUUCCCCAAAUGGACUCCGUUCCAAAGUUCCAAAGCGCUUCCUAAGUGGAGAACGGUGCCAACGGUGAAAGCAGCACUUGAACGUUAAUGGCCAUGUGAAAAACACUGAAGGACGAAAGAACAGAAGAUCCAAGAAGUGUGAUCUGAAGUGGAAGCUGGCAUCUUUCAGCAUGGUCUGCAACAAUCUGGGAGGUCUUUCAAGGACCUUUCGAACCAUGUCUGGCAUCUGAAGAAGCAGAAGGACGCGCUGUUAAGAGAGUAAUAAAAUUAAAUUUUGGAAAGUAUGAUGUCUGUCUGUGGCUUCUUGGGUGCUCCAGGGCGCCCAAUCGCCCAAAAGUAUUAACGAGCACUAGCGUAUUAAAGACAGAACCAUGAACGAUCGUACGA
Molecule: messenger RNA, 1252 nt
Organism: Anopheles aquasalis
Lineage: Eukaryota; Metazoa; Arthropoda; Insecta; Diptera; Culicidae
Product: outer dense fiber protein 3-B
Cellular component (GO): cytoskeleton
Source: RefSeq, a predicted model, not a curated record